Molecule: messenger RNA, 4654 nt
Organism: Schistosoma haematobium
Lineage: Eukaryota; Metazoa; Platyhelminthes; Trematoda; Strigeidida; Schistosomatidae
Exons: 2
Coding region: 3232-3534 (100 amino acids)
Source: RefSeq, a predicted model, not a curated record
GUUCCUGCCUGGAGGAUUUGGUGGUCCCCUGCUACUAGACACGGAAGCCUGUUAAGCGAAAGCUUCUUCUAUUCCGUCCACAACCAUUUGAACCAUUUGAUUUUGACAAGUUGGCCUUGAGGCUCACAUGAUUGCGAUCGUAUGUUGCGCCACAUCAAUUCGUAUUGUAAAUCUACCAGAGUGUAAGUUACAUGGUCUAAGUAGUACCUAUCCUUAUGAUAACUGUGAGUCAAAUAAACACGAUCUGACUAUUCAAGAGAAACAGAACCCACACUCCACCCAUGCAUAUCGGAUAGUGAAAAAUGUUUUCUCUUUAAACUUGCUGGAAUUUCAGUAUUUGUACGAUGCUUCCAUGGAUCAGGCUUUUGCUGCUUGCCUACUUCGCUACCUCAGGCAUCUCAAAACCAUACCGGCUAUGUUCCUACCAUGUCAGUAUGAACGAACAUUAUGUGAUAACCCAAUGUGGAAAGUUGUUAUAAGUCGUCUGGUCAAGGCAAUUGUAAUCGAAGAAUCCAUGGCCUGGCUUUCUACACUUGGCGGUGGAUAUUCUUCACUUGGAGAUCACAGUGAUUAUGCGGUAAAGUAAUAUUUUUGCCUAACUCAAGUAGGCGAGUUUGGCUGGGACGGUCUCACUCUUUCAAAUGAGCCUUGCGUUAGAAAUCAACUCGCCUGUUCUCCUAGCUAAGUCCCAACUUUGGUUUGCUCAAAGUUUAAUGCAGAGAGGAUAUUUGAAAAAUUCUGCUAAAAUAUUGAGGUAACACAACUUUAUUUAUAUAAACUGGUAUCUGGGUUCCCUGAUUCCAUUAAAUUGUGAUAAUGAUGUGUGUCAAUGCGUUUGCUACUUUUGAACUAUUUACUAUUAUGAACGUACUCACCAGCACAUAUUUUUAUAUUUUUGGUAUGAACUCUAAAUCUGUCCCCAGAUCAUGAUUGCCUGUAAUAAAUUAAGUUGGUCACCGACUAAUUGAUCUUGUUAACUGUUGUCUAUUUAUUUACCUGCAAAGUGGGUCGUUUGUGUUAUCGAUCCAUCUGUUAUCCUUAUCCGAAUUCGAACGUCUAAUUAUUUAUAACCCGACUGUUUAUCUAAUAAAAGAUCCCCAUGUUGUUAAUGGAUAUUAAAAAUCUACUGCUGUUUGACAUUAUCUAUCUAGACGUAACAAUCCGCGUUUUUUUUCGUUAAGUUUGGUUUCACAGUCGUAGAUACAACAGGGAUUUUCGGUGUUUUUAUUUCAUUUAGUUUUAUAGUUAUAGGAAAAUUGCUUACCUAAACAUCGCAAGAAAGUGACUGACAAGUAUGAUAAUUCAUGUAUUUCUACACACAACGUUUUUUGUUAAGACUAUUGGUUUUGCUACUCAUGCUGUUGUACUUACAUCCCAGCUGCGUUAAAACAAAUUGUUUUGAACGAACCAUAAAGAUGGGUAUCGUUUAGGUUGCCUUACAUUUUUUUCUGCUGCACAGUCGACUAUUGACAUAUUGUAAUAUUGGUGAUUCUAUUAUUAAGUGCAAGUAUUAAUUAACUUGGUUACUUUUUGUCUAAUUCUUCCUAGUUUCUUCAGGUUUCACUGCAUAAAAACUCGUGGCUAGGUAAUGUGUCUUAAGUAUUAAUAGACGUCUAUAUUUGGCUACUUAUCCACUGCUCUGUAUAUGCUUUCUUACUUUAUUGUCCUCCUUACUAUUUCCUGAUGUUUUGAGAUAAUAUUCUGCGUUAUUUCUGACUUCAAAGGCUAUGAGUAGGGUUGGUAAUGUACUUUUUAGCUUUGUCAUAAAUGUUAUUAAGAUCAGACAUUCAGAAUGUCAAGAGAAAUUGGCCAGUGUAAUCUUAUUAAAUUUACGCUGUUUUUGUUGCAACUUUCCCUUUGGGUGAGGAAGGUGAGAUUAAAUGAAAGAAUUUUCACAUCACGCAGAUUUCAAAAGAUGCAAUACUCUAACUAUCAUAUGUAAUGUGCAACAAAUAGGUUGGAAGACAUGAUUGGUCCUAAACCCCAGAAUCUGAAGAUAAGUAUCUCUUGCCCUUGUCGUAAAUUUCCCUUGGAAAGUGUUAGUUGUAUGUCCUUAAUCUUUACAAUCGAUGGAGUCCCUCUGUAACAUCAUGAAAAAGUUAUUGUUGGCUUGUGAAAAAUUUAACGUAAAGCAAAACCUGUCUAAGUCCGACAAAUUAUUGUGUCAAAAAUAGUGGUAACCUCGUGUCUCGUAGUCGGGGAAAACUGGGAAAUGUCAGCACACCACCAUGUUCUUUAUAAUGAUGUAAUAUGUCUAAUUAGUUUAUUGUGGUUUAAUAACGUAGAUUUUAGAUUUACGAUACAUUGGUUUAAGUUACUGCAUUUACAAAAGAAAGCUGCUAACAAUCAACUGAUGUUCUUUGAGAAAAUGUUGAUGCGAUUGAUUUCCCUCACAAGCAAAGCAAGAAUAACAGUAUUCUUGGAACUAAAUGAAUUCACUUUAUUUAUUUCUCUUUGGCUACAUACAAUCUAAUAAGUUCAGUUCAAAAUAUUAUGUAAUUUUCAAGAAAUCUCGUCACGUAUACAAUUUAACUGUAGUCGACUGCACCACUAGAUGACCCAGGUUUGGAUCUCUGAGAGUGAAUCAGUCUAUUCAAAAUAUGGAUGCAACUCGUUUGUUUGUACCCGCUAGCACAAUACCGAUGUCCAAAGUUUCGUGUCUAUCGCCCUUGACCACCUAAAUAUUACUUGUUUAGUGAUUACUUCAACAACAUCAAUGUAAGGUUACGUGUAAAUUUCCUGAUGUUUUACAGUGCUUUCUGGAUAUACAUGAGUCGAAUAUAAUUCUUUUUGGUUCACUACGGUACCUAAACUUUUUACCUCUGUGUUAGUUGUAAGAUAGCAAUAUAAUAUGAAAUACUACUUUGAUUCGAAUGGUAAAAAAAGUUUAAGUUCAUAUACCACUUAAUUUUCCAUAUCAGCCGUAUAGUGCUAGAUUCUUUCGAAUUAAGUUUUGUGUGGGUAGUUAGGUGGUGAAAUUUCCAUCUAAUCGGGGUUGUGGCAUAUUUAAAGACUGAUACAAGUACCAGUUUGUACCAAUAUAAAAAGAAUUCAUGUAAAUAUUAACAGUUUAUUUAUGUUUUAUUUUUACUGUACAUAAGUAUUGAGAACAAAAAUCCAUGAAGUUCAAAAUGCAAUGCUAUUGUAAUAGUAAUCCUGUGGUUCUCGUAAAAUCUAUUUGCUCAUAAUACUCCCAUUCUCUUUCUUAUCAUUUGGUUUCCAUAAUCAGUGAUGUCAUGUAAAUUGUGUAAACUUAUUUGCAUAUCAGUUUUGCUUGUGACUUAUACAAAACGUCCCGGUGUUUUUGUAUUUUCCUAUUACAGACGAAUAUACAUAAUGUGGAGACCUCUUAUGAGGCCUGAUGUUUCAUCUGAUAUGCGCAUAGAUUACAUGGCUCUUGGUUUGUGGGCACGUUUACGUCACUUAUGGAAAACAAAACACAAAAUAAAGUCGAGUUUAUCCAUUUCAUUAUCAGUGGAUAAUAAUUUACUUUCUCUAUAUCCGCAUGUUAAUAUGUUAGUCAGUCGACUUUAAAUAUAAAGAUUUAUAUACUUUCAGAAUAUUUGUAUAACUACUUAUUUUACCUUCAGAUAUCUUCCGUUUUUAUUCAACCUCAUCAACUACUAUUCAUGAAUUAUAUUGGUGUUUUUUAUCUUAUUGGGUUAGUCACUUAGUAGUUUAUCUUGUUCACAUCAGUUCAUUUGUCAACGAGUUUGUUGUGUCCUCAUCAUGACACACCAUACUUAUUAGUAAUUUUAUGAUUACUUGUGGUUUAAUUUAUAUUCCGUGUUCCUACUGAAUACCGACGUUGGAACUUAAACUCAUCGUUAUAAAGUCUUGGGGAGUCUAAACUAAGUUGUUUAUUCCUUACGCACUGAGUUGUUUCCUCAAGCAUGAAAUUGACCGACUUAUAGGUGUCUUCUCAUACUCACAGUACUAUUUGUGAAUUUAUGAACGUUAGUUAUUUUUCAUCACUACCUUGUAAGCAUAGCAUUGAUCUCGCACACUGAUGUCAGGGUAUAUAAUUAUUUUCUGUAAAAAUAACUGGGUUUUUUGGAUUGAAUAGAGUAUAUGCCUCUGGGUAUAAUGAAUAUGUAAAAUUCCGCUUGAAGUUUACUAUGAACUUUAAUGGCUCAGUUUAUAUUUUAGCUUUCAUAGUUCACAUUCUCACAAGUCUGCGUUAAAUUCAUAAUUCGAAAUACAGUAGCUGAUAAGUCAAUUCCUACUUGUUUUAUAAAAUAUCACCAGCCUUCCAAUUCCAAAAUCGUUUUGUAACUCAAAGAGAUUUUUGCUACACGGGCGUCAAUUCUUUUUUGUGAGAUAAUUUCUUAUUUCAACUUCAUCACAGUUGAUACAAUGUGGUUUUAUUAAAUCACCAGUAUUUGUGCCGUUCUCUAGGUACAUAACACAAAUAAUCUAGUUCUACUGUUAGCUUCACCAGAAUAACAUAUUCGAAGUCUUUCAGAAUCAAAAGACCAUUUUGGUCGCUCGGAAUAUUUAUAUAUAAAUAUACGCAAAUUAGAGAUGGUCCUACAAUAAUUAAUCAUUAGCUUAAGUUAGAAUUCUCAUUCGGGAUGAUAGGCUCCACUUAAUUACCCAACUCAGCACAAAAACUUGCAGAAAUAAACAGUUCAGUAUGUCCGGACAGACAAAA